AUGGUCGUCGGUGCCGGACCUUCAGGUCUGGUGCUCUCGCUCCUGCUGGCCCAAAAAGGCGUCAAGGUCACUAUUCUGGAUGCAGCCUCAGCGUUGGAUGCCCAACCCCGCGCAACACACUACGCUGCACCAACAGUGGAUGAACUGCGUCGUGCCGGGGUGUUGGACGAGAUUCUCUCUCUUGGUUUCGUCCCCAACGGGGUGGCAUGGCGGAAGCUUGACGGCACUUUGCUCGCUGCAAUGACGCCCGAAUCCGUGCCGGAAGGGAAUAGAGUGGUGUGCUUGCCGCUGGAUAAGAUGAGUAAGAUUGUUUAUGCUCGUUUGGAAAAGGAGAAGGGUGUGGAGGUGAAGUGGGGACACAAAGUUAUGGAUAUAGGGCAGGAUGAGGAGAGGGCUUGGGUUAAAGUUGAAACGACAGGAGGACCUGGGACAUUGUACGCUGAUUAUAUUGUUGGUUGUGAUGGAGGCAAUAGCCAGAUCCGACGGUCUCUAUUUGGAAAUAUGGCAUUCCCGGGACGAACGUGGGAUGAGCAGAUCGUUGCCACUAAUACCUACUACGACAUGUCCAAAUUUAACUGGCUAGACUCCAAUUUCAUCGUCGACCCCGAGCACUGGUACAUGGUCGCAAAGAUCCAGACCGACGGCCUCCUUCGAAUCACAUACGGCGAUAUCCCAGGCCUCUCAAGAGAAGAGUAUAUCAAGCGACAGCCAAUGAAGUUCAAGCAGAUUCUGCCUGGACAUCCGGAGCCGAGCGAGUAUAGACUUACAAAUAUCAGUCCGUAUAAAGUGCAUCAACGCUGUGCGGAGAAGUUCCGCGUUGGCAGGUUCUUGCUUGCUGCUGACGCGGCGCAUUUGUGUAAUCCUUUUGGCGGACUCGGUCUCACAGGCGGACUCGUUGACGUUGGAAACCUCUAUGACUGCCUCCUCGGAAUCCACCUCGGCAAAGCGUCUCCAGAGAUUUUGGACAAAUACGACCAAGUACGCCGACAAAAAUACCACGAAGUCAUCGAUGUCGUCUCAAGUCAGAAUCUGCGCCUUCUGCUCGAAGAUCCCGAUACGUCUGAAAAAGUGGACGGCUUUGUAGACCUCUGUCGGAAGGCGAAUGAGGAUAAGGAGCUUUCGAGGAAGAUGCAGUUGUUCUCCAAUGAUAUCAAAUACGAUUUCACUAAGCACUAUGACGAGAGCUCUUCGACAACUACUGAAGUCCAUUCUGAACCUAAGGAUGGAAUGAAAGUUUCCCAUCGCUCUGUUGUGCUUUAA
Messenger RNA from Hyaloscypha bicolor E, 1260 nucleotides. Its product is annotated as FAD/NAD(P)-binding domain-containing protein. The record is from RefSeq and is a predicted model, not a curated record. The transcript has 4 exons. Bases 1 to 1260 code for a protein of 419 amino acids. Lineage: Eukaryota; Fungi; Ascomycota; Leotiomycetes; Helotiales; Hyaloscyphaceae. Gene Ontology annotation, molecular function: FAD binding.